Hibiscus syriacus is the source of this 1493-nucleotide messenger RNA. RefSeq names its product RNA pseudouridine synthase 2, chloroplastic-like. NCBI's taxonomy places the organism in Eukaryota, Viridiplantae, Streptophyta, Magnoliopsida, Malvales, Malvaceae. Gene Ontology annotation, molecular function: RNA binding; pseudouridine synthase activity. The coding region runs from base 67 to 1371 and encodes 434 amino acids. The transcript has 8 exons. Gene Ontology annotation, biological process: pseudouridine synthesis. The record is from RefSeq and is a predicted model, not a curated record.
GUGUAUGAAGAAAACAUAAGCUUCUCUGAACCCGGUCCUUUGUUUGGGUUGGGGCUGAGAGACAGAAUGGUACCCCUCUACUCUUAUUGCCCCUUUCCUUCAACCAAAGCCCUUCAAAUCCCCCCCUCUUUCCUCUUCCUUGGAAACCCAAAAUUUCUUCCCUUUACUUUCUCCAGAAUCCUUAGACGAGCCUCCAUUUCGAGUUUCAAUUCCGCCGCCAAACAUCAAGAACCGAUUAGAACCAGCUAUGCUGGCGUUCAACUUGAAGAAACCGUCGAUGAUACCAAGCUAGGCAAGCUUCGGCUCGAUUCUUGGAUCUCUUCCCGAAUUCAAGGCAUCAGCAGAGCUCGAGUUCAGUCCAGUAUAAAAUCUGGUCUUGUAACAGUCAAUGGCCGCGUCGUCGACAAGGUCUCGCAUAGCUUGAGAGCUGGAGAUAAGGUUAAUUGCGUAAUUUCGGAUUUGCAACCAUUGAAAGCAGAACCUGAAGAUAUCCCAUUGGAUAUAGUUUUCGAGGACGACCAUGUUCUUGUUGUUAAUAAACCUCCCCAUAUGGUCGUUCAUCCAGCACCUGGCAAUGCUAAUGGGACAUUAGUGAAUGGAAUUCUUCACCAUUGUCGUUUACCCACAGUAGCAUUGUCCGAAAAGGAAGUUCUUUCACUUUCAGACACAGAGGAUGUGUCUGAUGAUGAAGAAGCUUUUUAUAGUGGCACAAGUGCAGCAGCAUCUUCUGUUCGGCCAGGGAUUGUACAUAGACUGGAUAAAGGCACUAGUGGAUUGCUUGUUGUUGCAAAGGAUGAACAUUCACAUGCCCAUUUGUCAGAACAGUUUAAGCAACAUACAAUACAGAGGGUGUACAUUAGUCUUACUUGUGGAGUGCCUUCAGCUUCUGCCGGGCGUGUGGAUGUUCCCAUUGGUCGUGAUUCAAAUAAUCGCAUCCGGAUGGCUGCUGUGCCAGGGUUAAGUCAUCAUGGACGGACCCGUCAUGCUGCUAGUAGAUAUAAAGUAAUUGAAGUACUCGCUGGUGGUGGUUCUGCAUUGGUUCAGUGGAGAUUGGAAACUGGACGUACUCAUCAGAUUCGUGCCCAUGCAAAGUACAUAGGAAUUCCCUUGUUGGGUGAUGAGGUGUACGGAGGGACAAAGAACAUGGCCUUGUCACUGCUUCGCCCAAGGACCCCUCCUAAGUAUAACGAUGAACUUUCACGGCUGGUUUCUAGAUUGGAUAGGCCGUACCUUCAUGCUUUAGUCCUCGGUUUUGAACAUCCACACUCAGGCGAGAAGAUGCAGUUUUCAUGCCCACCCCCACCGGAUUUUAGGGAAAUAUUGAAUAAUCUUCAAAGAUUUGGCAUUGAGAAGCCUAUUUCUGAGGAAUAAUCAGAUUUACUUUGCAACCGGUACUUGCUCUGUAAUCCAUCAUCGAGGCUACAUUCUUUUUUUGUACAGGACGAGCCUACAAAACGUUGAAGUUGCACCAGGAGGAAUUGCAUUUGUUGAAU